Molecule: messenger RNA, 3468 nt
Organism: Pestalotiopsis fici W106-1
Lineage: Eukaryota; Fungi; Ascomycota; Sordariomycetes; Amphisphaeriales; Sporocadaceae
Exons: 1
Coding region: 1-3468 (1155 amino acids)
Biological process (GO): phosphatidylinositol-mediated signaling; lipid metabolic process
Molecular function (GO): phosphatidylinositol-4,5-bisphosphate phospholipase C activity
Source: RefSeq, a predicted model, not a curated record
AUGUCUUCCGCUUCAUACUCUCAACCACCUCGAUCGAGUCCUGGCUCACAGGCGUCGGUAUCUACACCGGUCCUGGCCUCACAAGGGUCUAUCAUGCGUCGUACCCGUCCUAGCCAGGUCCACACGGCUCUUCAACAAGCAUAUGGCAUACCUGCCUCUGGCCCUACUUCAGCCAUAAGUGCCUCCUCGGUGGCAUCUAGUUCUCUGCAUGACUCUCCCAUGAUGUCUCCGGAGAACAUGAUUUUAACCAACAGCAGUUCGAUACAACCAUCACCUGAGCCCUUUCGUGGUCGUGAUGCUGAACAAUUUCCACCAACACCGCUCACACUCGGCGACCCUCUGCUCAACCGCAAGCCCAGUUCCACUUCUAUGAAUCCCAGCAUAGCUCCCAGCUCAGCCCCUAGCAGUAGUUCCAUGGCGGAGGCUCUCCAGAAUCAGAAAGGCAGUAACGGCAAUUUGAUUCGUAAACUAUCAAACAAGACAACAAAUAUGGUGAGGGGUAUGAGCGUUCGCACUCGAAGACAGUCGUCUGUCGCGCCCAAGAGUCGAGAUGGGAGUAUCGGCCCGGGAAUCCUGCGGCGGAGGAGUGAUAGCACCAACACCGCUCCCGCCGAAAACGUUUUCCUCACGGACUCUGACGAAGAAUACCCGCCCGCUGACGAGCGAGAGGCAUUUGUCAAUGCACUAGGUCUCAUUGACGGCCCACUGCGGGAGGUGUCGUCCACAAGUAACCCCGGUUCAGUAUCUGGCACCGCUUCUCCAGUUGAUCCCACAGCAGGACCAGUCAUCCCCUUGGCUUUGAUCAAAGGCACCUACGUGCGCAAAAUCUCCAAAAAGAGAAGAUUCAAGAAGAUCUUGCUGGUUCUGGAUAAUGAGUCUGCCAGGAUCACCUGGGACAGAAACCGACCUUCCAAGUGCAUCUAUGUUGAUGACAUCAGAGAGAUACGGAUAGGCUCCGACACCAGACAGUAUUGCUUGGACUUUGAUGUGCCCGCCUCGGAGCAGUGCCGUUUCUUCUCGAUCCUGUAUGCUGUCUCGGACAAGUCAAAAAGCAAGACCAUGCAUCUCAUCGCCGAUGAUGAUGAGACUUUCGCCAACUGGGUCGAAGCUCUAGAGGCCCUCUCGAAGCAUCGAGAAGAGCUGAUGACUUCGCUCAUGUCUUUCAACGACAAGGCCAUUCGAGCGUAUUGGAGCUCCGAAAUGGCAAAGACUUGGGACGGCAAACCGCACUUGCCUGAUGAUGAGGUCCUCGACUUCACAGGCGUCGAACGCGUUUGUCGCCACUUACAUAUCCACGUCCGACGACAGGACCUACUGGAGAAAUUCAGCUCCGCUGACGUUUACCGAAGAGGUCAACUCAACUUUGCCCAAUUUCAAGACUUUGUCCGUAAGAUGACGCACAGGGUCGACAUCCGUGCUUUGUACCGGGGAAUAGCCAUCGACACUGCAAUCGGUAUCAGCUGGCCAGAAUUUUCCUACUUUCUUCGCGAUACACAGGGCGAAGACGUUGACUCGGAUCCUCGGGCAUGGGAGGCAAAGUUCAACCGAUUUGCGCGUAGGAUGAAAUCCCUCGACGGAGGGGAGAAUGAUGUCCCAAGAAUGAGUGAGCAAGGCCUCGCAGCAUACUUGACUUCGACCUAUAACCUCGCUCUCGCCUCGGAACCAGCAGAGUAUACCCUUGAUCGACCUAUGCACGAAUACUUCAUUUCGAGCUCCCACAAUACCUACCUUGUUGGACGUCAAGUCGCUGAUUUGUCGAGUGUUGAGGGAUACAUCAACGCGCUGAUGAGGAGGUGCAGGAGCAUUGAGGUCGAUUGCUGGGACGGCCCUGACGGACAGCCCUCGGUCCAGCACGGUUAUGCCAUGACCAAUGCCAUCUCCUUCCGGGAAGUCAUCAACGUCGUCAACAAGUACGCUUUUGUGACGAGCAAAUUUCCAUUGUGGAUAUCACUCGAGGUUCACUGCAGUCCUGCCCAGCAGACUAUCAUGUCGGACACAAUGAAGGAGAUUUUCGGAUCUCGCUUGAUUCUGACCGCGCUCGAUCCAUCCUCCGACAAACUGCCAUCACCAUCCGAACUCAAAGAGCGCAUACUUGUGAAGGUCAAAGCGGCUGCUCCUGAGGAGCAGCGCACCGGCAGGGGUUCAUCUACUAGUGGUCGACGUCGAGGAAACAGCUUAACCUCUCCGUACACGAAACCUCUAGCUGCCGAUAAUUCUACCAUCCCUUCCUAUUCUCUGACCCAAAGUCCCAUGCUUGGCCCGCGUGAACACUCGAGACGCAGAGUUGGCAAGCGAUACAACACGAUUACCGAGGGCGAGGUCCAGGAGACAGUCAGCAGCAGUACGAGCGAUUGCGACAGCGGCAACGAAAAGACGCCAGGCAAGAAGAAGACGAGCCGGAUUGUCCCAGCGCUAGGAGAUCUUGGUGUGUACUGCACUGGUGUGAGCUUCAACGGUUUCGAUUCUCUCGAAUGCAAGAUGCCCUACCAUAUUCUAUCAUUCAUGGAAGGCACAUUCAAAUCAAACACGAAGACCAAGGAGCUCAAGGAUCAGUUGUAUCGUCACAAUAUGCGAUACAUGAUGCGUGUCUAUCCUCAGUUCUCCCGGUUGAGCUCGAACAACUUCAAUCCCUUGAUGUACUGGAGAAAGGGUGUUCAGAUGGCGGCAUUGAAUUGGCAGACAUUUGACCUCGGCAUGCAGCUUAAUCGAGCCAUGUUUGACGGCGGCAGUGACCAGUCUGGUUAUGUUCUCAAGCCUCACUCCAUGAGAGAGAUUCGAAUGCUCCCCGAUGGUCUUCCAGCCGAGGCUGUUGGCAAGCUUGUGCGCAAAAAUGUCACAUUUAGCAUCGAUGUCAUCUCUGCGCAGCAGCUCAUGCGACCAGGCAAUCUUGCUUCCAACAGGACCCUCGACCCUUAUGUGGAAGUGGAGGUCUUUCACGCUAAUGACAAGAGGGACAAGCACGACAGCACUGUGGGCAUUCCUGCACCCAUGGACAGCCCUCUGAAGCGUACCACCAGCGUUGUGAGAGAGAAUGGCUUCAACCCCGUCUUUGAUGAGAAGAUGAAGUUCCGCAUCACCACGAAGUAUCCCGAGCUCGUUUUUAUUCGUUGGAGCGUCAAAUUUUCCACAACAGGGGAGCCCAACGACCGCGCCCCUACAAUGGCCACAUUUACUGCCAAGCUGAGCAGUCUCAAGCAUGGCUAUCGCACGUUGCCUCUCCUAGAUGCCAACGGCGAUCGUUAUUUGUUUUCGACGCUAUUCUGCCGUAUCGAGCUUGGUCCUACCACAGACGUCUACGUGAAUCCUGGAGAUAGUGUGGAGUCUGUAGGCAAGUUCAAAACACUCGGCAGCAAAGUUUUCAACCGAUCCAACACAAACAACAGAGCGGCUUCAGAGAAGUCCUUCGAAAAGUCCAGUCUUGACAGCGGGUGCUCAGAACUCUCGCAACAGUCGGCGGGCAGAACCUGA